AUGGAGGAAGCGCUUGGGUCUCUGGGGGCGGAGGUCCCGGCGCCCGGGGUCGCCGUGGCUACCGCGCCGGUGGCCGUGGAGUCCGCGGUGCCGUCUCUUGUGGAUCGUUACUUCACUCGCUGGUACAAAGCGGAUGUCAAAGGAAAACCCUGUGAGGACCACUGUAUAUUACAGCACUCUAACCGAAUAUGUGUCAUCACAUUGGCAGAAUCUCAUCCAGUUCUUCAAAGUGGAAAAACAAUUAAAAGCAUUUCCUAUCAAAUCAGUAACAACUGUAGCAGACUUCAGAACAAGGUCUCUGGGAAAUUUAAACGGGGGGCACAGUUUCUAACAGAACUUGCACCUCUGUGCAAGAUUUACUGCUCAGAUGGGGAAGAAUAUACCAUAUCUAGCUGUGUCAGAGGACGGUUGAUGGAAGUGAAUGAAAAUAUUCUCCAUGAGCCUUCUAUUCUUCAAGAGAAGCCAUCCACUGAAGGUUACAUUGCAGUUGUGUUGCCCAAAUUUGAAGAAAGUAAAAGCAUAACGGAAGGGUUACUGACACAAAAGCAGUAUGAAGAAGUGGUGGUACAGCGCGUUAGCGCCACGGCAGCCACAUCGUGAGGAUGGAGACGUAUGAAACGCAGCGGGGUUCGCUCAUGCUGAGUCCCCGCGUGUGGCAGGCAGCAUACUCCCGCCAGCCGUCUUUCUCUUGCAUAAGGAGCCUUGUUCCCAUUUUGUCUUUAGCCUCCCAGGUCUGCCCUGCCCUGGACUCACUCUGCUCUUCUUUUCUCUCUUUCUAAAAACUGACAGGCAAGGGGCGUUUUCUGAUUAAAAACAAAUAAGCAGAGCACUUUGAGGAAAAUUUGGGAAAGACAAAAGUUAUAAGUAGCAAGUAAAAAUAAUUUGCCCAUUAUCCUGUAAUUCAUACUUCUGUUUGAAUGUUACGGCCUGGCUAAUUGUUUUUGCUCAAACUCCCAUCAGUUUGAAGGUAAAAGAAACAGUAGCUGGCCUUUCUUACCCAGUCUGCUUCAGGCUCGUCCCAGCCCUGUGCCCCAGCUUCUCUCCAGGCUGUAGGAGAGAGGCAGCGUGCAGAGUGUGCCUUGCCCAGGCCUUAUGUCGCUGGAUGGCCUUCCUCUCCGAAACCAAGUAGAACCAACUGUGGCUUCGUAUAUGAGGGGCAACAUGAAAAAGCUUUGAAAAACACAAAGGGCUUUCCUAACUAUGGGAGUGUUACAACGUAGUACAUAACAUUACAGUCACUCCGUCUCAUGCUAGUUACAGGUAAGGAGCAAAGGAGAAGUUACUGUAAUUCAAAGACAUAGAGGCCUUUGAAUAGGGCAAAAGCUUUCACAUCAUUUGAACUAAAAAAAACAACUGAUUUAUGGUUUAAAAUUAUAUACUUCUUUACACUGAAUUUUAAAUGACUUUUAAAAUUGUUAUUUUCUUAAGGGCU
Messenger RNA from Molossus molossus (Pallas's mastiff bat), 1432 nucleotides. It is a transcript of the gene ABITRAM, whose product is annotated as actin binding transcription modulator. Bases 1 to 600 code for a protein of 199 amino acids. Gene Ontology annotation, cellular component: nucleus; lamellipodium; filopodium tip. Gene Ontology annotation, molecular function: actin filament binding; actin monomer binding. Gene Ontology annotation, biological process: regulation of actin filament polymerization; regulation of filopodium assembly; dendrite morphogenesis. The transcript is spliced from 6 exons. The record is from RefSeq and is a predicted model, not a curated record. Lineage: Eukaryota; Metazoa; Chordata; Mammalia; Chiroptera; Molossidae.